Messenger RNA from Girardinichthys multiradiatus, 1611 nucleotides. It is a transcript of the gene eef1g, whose product is annotated as eukaryotic translation elongation factor 1 gamma. NCBI's taxonomy places the organism in Eukaryota, Metazoa, Chordata, Actinopteri, Cyprinodontiformes, Goodeidae. The coding region runs from base 115 to 1428 and encodes 437 amino acids. The record is from RefSeq and is a predicted model, not a curated record. The transcript has 10 exons. Gene Ontology annotation, cellular component: nucleus; cytoplasm. Gene Ontology annotation, biological process: translational elongation. Gene Ontology annotation, molecular function: translation elongation factor activity.
CAGGAUUCUCAUGGCUCGACGUGUGAACGCGGAAGUUUCAGGGGCGCGCACGUCUCGUGGCCGUAAAUACGUGGGUGGAGCGCGCCGGCGUUCUUUCUUUCUCUCGUCCUGAAGAUGGCGGCAGGGACUCUUUACACAUACUCAGAGAACUGGCGGGCCUUCAAGACCCAGAUCGCAGCCCAGUACAGUGGUGCUCGCCUCAAAUUGGCCAGCAGCCCUCCUGCCUUCACCUUUGGGCAGACGAACCGCACCCCUGCCUUCCUCAACAACUUCCCACUAGGCAAGGUACCUGCCUACCAGGGUGAUGACGGCUUCUGUCUGUUUGAGAGUAAUGCCAUUGCUCACUACUUGAGCAAUGAUGCCCUGCGUGGUGCCACUCCUCAGGCUGCUGCCCAGGUUUUGCAGUGGGUUAGCUUUGCUGACUCAGAGAUCAUCCCUCCAGCCAGUGCAUGGGUCUUCCCUACUUUAGGAAUCAUGCAGUUCAACAAGCAGGCGACAGAGCAGGCCAAGGAGGAUGUGAAGAAGAUCCUCACAGUGCUCAACCAACACCUGACCUUUCGCACUUUCCUUGUGGGGGAGAGGGUCAGCCUGGCUGACAUCUCUGUGGCCUGCUCCAUGCUUUGGCUCUUCAAACAGGUGUUUGAGCCGUCCUUCCGUCAGCCUUAUCCCAAUGUGACGCGCUGGUUUGUCACCUGCAUCAACCAGCCUCAGUUCAAGGCUGUUCUUGGAGAAGUCAAGCUGUGUGAGAAGAUGGCCCAGUUUGAUGCCAAGAAGUUUGCUGAGUUUCAGCCCAAGAAAGAAGCCCCUGCCAAAAAAGAAAAGGGUGGGAAAGAGGCAGCUAAACCCCAGGAGAAGAAAGAAAAGAAAAAGGAAGAGAAAAAGCCUGCUUCAGAAGAAGAAAUGGAUGACUGUGAUGCUGCUUUGGCUGCAGAACCCAAAGCCAAGGACCCAUUUGCACACCUGCCAAAGAGCGCAUUUAUCAUGGAUGACUUCAAGAGAAAGUAUUCCAACGAGGACACCUUGGCAGUAGCACUUCCUCACUUCUGGGAAAACUUUGACAGAGAAGGCUACUCCAUCUGGUACAGCCAAUACAAAUACCCUGAGGAGCUCACACUUACCUUCAAGAGCUGCAACCUUAUUACAGGCAUGUUCCAGCGCCUGGACAAACUGAGAAAGAAUGCUUUUGCCAGCGUCAUAUUGUUUGGUACCAACAAUGACAGCAGCAUCUCUGGUAUCUGGGUCUUCAGAGGCCAGGAGCUGGCCUUCACUCUGUCAGAAGACUGGCAAAUUGACUAUGAAUCGUAUGAUUGGAGAAAGUUGGAUCCGGACAGUGAGGAGUGCAAGACCAUGGUAAAGGAGUACUUUGCCUGGGAAGGAGAAUUCAAGCACGUGGGCCAAGCUUUCAACCAGGGCAAGAUCUUCAAGUAAAAGGACACCGAGGCAGUCGAAGUAAUACACUUAAAAAAAAAAAAAAAGAUGAACUUUCAGCCACGUGCUUACUUUGCUGCAAGAAUGACUUCAAAUGACAGUGUUUGAAGACAAGUGAAUUGUCUCAAGAGCCCCAAACUGAUUUUUUUCUGUUUGACUUGUGAAAUAAAACAUUUUCCUCAA